Molecule: messenger RNA, 4146 nt
Organism: Sabethes cyaneus
Lineage: Eukaryota; Metazoa; Arthropoda; Insecta; Diptera; Culicidae
Product: aminopeptidase N-like
Exons: 7
Coding region: 1-4146 (1381 amino acids)
Biological process (GO): peptide catabolic process; proteolysis
Cellular component (GO): cytoplasm
Molecular function (GO): zinc ion binding; metalloaminopeptidase activity; peptide binding
Source: RefSeq, a predicted model, not a curated record
AUGGGUAAGCCAAUUUGGGUGUUGUGUUCGCUGGCAGCAGUGCUUUGCUUCGGUUGGCCGCUGACCGUCCGCGGUCAGUUGAAUGGCGACAACCAUCGGCUGCCGAACAACAGUUAUCCAUUGCGGUAUGACCUUGAACUUACCACGUACGUCCACGAAGAUGGCCGCGCCAGACAGUUUCGCUUCGACGGAAAGGUUAAGAUAGAAGUGUUUGUUAAAGAUGAAAGGAACAGCAGCAUCACCUUGCACUACCGGCAAACGACGAUCACACACGUUAAGCUGUGGUCGUUCUUCGGAAAUGGAACCGAAAACGUGCUGCUGGAUGAUGAUUCCAGCUUCCAGCUGGACCCGGUACGGGAAUUCAUCUCGAUUACGCCAACGGGUGUCGAUCUGAAGGGAACAUAUUUCCUGGAGCUGGAGUACAGAGGAACGCUACGUGAGGACAAUGCCGGAUUCUAUCGGUCCUCGUAUGUGGAUGAUGAGGGAAAAACACGCUGGCUUGCCACGACACAGUUUUCCUCUACGGAUGCACGUCACGCUUUUCCGUGCUACGAUGAGCCCGGAAUUCGGGCACCGAUUGGGCUGACGGUCAUUCACGGAGAAAACUAUACCGUGCUGUCGAAUAACCUGCCGAAGGAAAGUACGCCCGGGCCAUACGAUGGGUAUGUAAAAACGGUAUUCGAAGAUACGCCCGUCAUGCAACCUUAUCUGCUGGGAAUCAUUGUGAGUGAUUUUGCCUCGGUUUCGUCACCGCUCUACCCCCGGCAACGCGUCUUCGCUCGCUACAAUGCCAUCCGCAACGGCGAGGGAGAUUUCAUUCUGGAAGCGGGCCAUAAGGUACUGGACGUACUGGAACAGUACCUGCAGACGGACUAUGCCCUACCAAAAAUAUAUCAGGUGGCGGUACCGGAUUUCGCCCCAGGGGCAAUGGAAAAUUAUGGUUUGGUCACCUACAAGGAGCAAAGUUUUUUCUACGACAGCCGUUCGUCACCGUUGAGACAGAAGCACGCGAUCGCUACCGUAGUGGGACACGAGUUCGGUCAUCAGUAUUUUGGCAACAUGGUUUCGCCGGCCUGGUGGAGCUACCUCUGGAUGAAGGAAGGUUUCGCCAGAUACUUCGAGUAUCUGGCAUCGGAUAUAGCCUAUCCGGAGUUUCGCAUCAGCGAAACCUACUCGGUCGAACAAAUGUACAAUGCCUUCGAGCGGGAUUCCCUUAGCUCGUCUCGACCAAUGACGUACUACGUGAACACCGCGACGGAAGUCGCCAACGUUUUCGAUGAAAUCUCCUAUGCAAAAGGUGGAUCCAUGAUGCGAAUGUUCCAGCAGGCCUUUGGACCGGAAACGUUUCGACAAGCAUUGAUCAACUAUCUACGUUCCAGAGCCUUCCAGGCAGCUGCUCCAGAAAAUUUUGCCGAAGCAAUCCAAUGGGCGAUCGACAACGCUACCGACAUCGCACUGCCGGAAAAUGUAACGGCUUUGAACAUUCUAAAGUCAUGGACCGAACAAAGUGGUUUCCCGGUACUUCACGUAUCGAGAGACCUCAGCUCGUACGUGCAUCUAACUCAGGAACGUUAUCUUCUCAAAUCAUUAGACGAAAAAGGCUCUUCGUGGAUAGUGCCCUACAAUUUCGCAACCGCUAAAAAUCCAAACUUCGCCAUCACUUCAGACACUAGAUGGUUGUUAACUAAUAGUGCAACCCUACCAGCCGAAGGCUGGACAGCUUCCGAUUGGAUUAUUUUCAACAAACAGCAAACCGGGUACUACCGAGUAAAUUACGACGAACGUCUUUGGAACUUACUCAUAACGCAACUCUUCCGCAACCAUUCCAUCAUCAACAACAUCAACCGUGCGCAGUUGAUUGACGAUUCGCUCAACCUGGCCCGAUCCGGUCGGCUGGGCUACGACACCGCUCUGCGUUUAAUCGCAUACCUCAGUUACGAGCGGGACUACGUUCCGUGGGCAGCUGCCCACAGGAAUCUUCUCGUCCUAACACGUCUUUUCGCGGGAUCAGCUCAGCACCAACUUCUCGAACGAUACUUCCUGUCGAUGAUCAAUCCGGUAUUUGCCGAGCUGGGACUAGAAACGAAACCUGAGGAUAAUCUUUUCGUUCGUCGGACACGGGAGCUGACCGCCCAGUGGGCUUGCCGAAUGGGAUCGGAGCAAUGUCUGAACGAAAGCUCGCUACUAUUACAGCAAUCGUUACAAUCGGUAAACGUUCAAGUGGAUCCCGAUCUUCGCGGAGUAAUCUACUGCCAUGGAUUGGCGAAGGCCGGUGAAGAUGUGUUCCUAGCAGUGUGGAAAAGAAUGCAAACCUCGAAGGAUCAACAAUUCCGUGGGGAUCUUAUCAGCGCUCUUGGUUGUACGCAGAGCGAAGCUCUGAAAGAACUACUUCUUAAUACAUCGAUUGCUGACGAAGUUGAUGGACUCAAUUACUUCGGUCAGGAGCGGGGAGCCAUCUUCAGUGCGGUUUCCAGCAAAGACAGAGAGGGUACUGAAAUUGCAAUUAAAUUUUUCGCAAAUAAUAUGAUGAAAAUCAAUGAACUGUACAAUAAGGGAAAUUUCGGAAAGCGUGCCAUUGGCAAUGCCGUAACUAGUUUGGCGAGUUCAAUCGUCGAUCUGGAACUGAACGGUCAGUUUCAAGAGUUAAUCGAUCAACUUUCCAGGGCCGGUUUGCUAAGAGACGCUGAUAUCCUACGGGCAUUGGAGCAGACCAGCGAAAAUCUGCUGUGGGUGCAGACCAAGGGUGUGGAAAUAGAGGACUGGUUGCAGGCGUUCUUUCCGGCACCAACAACGACAACCGAAACACCAACCACAACAACUACCACAAUCGGUACUACAACAGUGACGCCUAGUCCUUCGACAACGACAUCAACUGUACCGUUAACAAGAUCAACAUCUCCACUGACCACAGCAGCACCCACUGCGACUACGAUCCCCACAACGACGGACGAGGCAACGGUUGCUCCGACCGUGAGCACCACAUCGGAAGCAACGAUAACUUCCACGCAAGAGCGUACUUCCGUUACUGCAGCGUUGAAAACUACCACCGAAGACGACGGAGGGUCGGCCAUUGCUUCCGUAUCCAACGUCGUAGAUACAUUUCCUACUAUUGCUGAACAAAAAGCCGUACAGGACGCCAUCGAAAAACGUCGUAAGAUGCAGAAUAGUUUGGAUGCGCUGGUAGACCGUCGUGAUUUGCUUCUCGAUAAGGUACUUCGGAUAAAUGAGUCGUUGCAGGCAGAAAACAUAAGUAUUCAUUUACUUCGGCUACAUUUGGAAACAUUACGAAGAUGUGCGGAUGAUUAUGAAAAGAAUUAUAGCGAAAUGUCUACAUUCCUGCCAAAAGAAGGCCGUGCCGAGGAACGCAAGGAAUAUGCUGCGUUUGAAAAACUUCACGAUCAAGUUUACGUCGAACUGCAAGCAAGAAUUUCACAAACUGAGCUCACUACAAAGUUAUUGGAAACGCAGAACCCUUCAGUGAUUCCGUCAAGUACCGCACCCCCGCCGGUGUUCGUUCAGACUAGUGUGCCUCAUUUGCAAGCUCCAUUCCCUACGUUUAAUGGGAAUCCGGAGAAUUGGUAUAGUUUCAAAAGCCUCUUUCAAAGUAUAAUGGCAAGAUACGUGAAUGAGUCUCCCGCGAUGAAAAUUUUAUAUCUGCGUAACUCAUUAUCGGGUGAUGCGAAGGAUAAAAUCGAUGAGGCUGUUGUCAAUAACAACGAUUAUGAGAGCGCGUGGAAAAUUUUGGAGACUGCAUAUGAGGAUAAACGUUUGAUUUUGGACACCCACAUCGAUACAAUUCUGGAUUGUCCAAGAAUCUGCAAGGAAAAUCGUGGUAAAUCGCUAGCGAAACUGGUAGAUAUCUGCACAAAGCAUACUGAUGCUUUGAAUAGUCACGGCUAUCCAGUUGAAGGGUUGGCAGAGUUGAUUUUAGUGAACGUCAUUUACAAAAAAUUGGAUAAGGAAACUCAAGAACAGUGGGAAGUCAAGAUUGGUCAUGAGGAUUUGCCAGCCAACAUGUUACGCAGCAGUCAACCGCGGCUGCAAUUAAACGCCAAGGAUAUAAUCAAAAAUCGCAGCCGUUUACAGCCAAAUCGUUUGUUUCAACGUCAAAGGAAGUGUGCUCUUGUUGUAAAGCAGAGCAUGUAA